Messenger RNA from Trematosphaeria pertusa, 2681 nucleotides. RefSeq lists its product as uncharacterized. Bases 1 to 2565 code for a protein of 854 amino acids. The transcript is spliced from 3 exons. Lineage: Eukaryota; Fungi; Ascomycota; Dothideomycetes; Pleosporales; Trematosphaeriaceae. The record is from RefSeq and is a predicted model, not a curated record.
AUGUCGACCCCGUCUUUCCUAAGCGCGUACCGCCGCCCGAUCUUCGCCAGCGACGGCAAGUUCAGUCGGUUUGAUCUCGAACCGCAGCAGACCCACAAGAAGUACGGCUACUGGCGCUUUCUUUCCGAUGGGCAAGGGCAGGAUGACCUUCGCGCUUAUGACAGAGGUUUCUACAGUCCAGAGGACGUCCUGAUCGCUGAACUCCGUGGCGAGCCGACCCUCGACAUCAAGCUCAGCUGGAUCCCAGGAAGCGAGGAUAGCUUCAAAUUCAGACGGGACGACACGCCGAUGCAACACAUUCGCGUGAUCUAUGCAGAGUGGCAGUUUCUAGGCCAGUGGGAAGCGUGGCGAAACCGUUUUCCAGUCUACAAUGCAGACACCGAAAAGAAGCUGCUGCAAUGGCGACAGGAGCUGUAUGGCGUCUCACAAGUAGCUUCAAGUGCAGCCCCGCCCUCUCGACCUCCUCAGGCGGCUCCGCCCCAGCAUCGCUCCCCGUACGCCACGAGGCCCGCAGCGGAUCAAUCGAAGCCGAAUGGCAAUCCCCAGCGGGCGCCUUUCGCCGCUAGCAAUGCGAGCCAGUCCGUUCAUGUAUACAAUCCAAACACUUCAGGUCAACCAGGCGCUCCUGCCUCGCAAGGACCCGCGUUCUAUCCCACGAGCUCUGUGCCGGUCAGCAAUCAUGUACCUUCACCGGGCAACGGAUAUGCUUCCGUCCUUCAGCGCGUUGUCCAGGCGCGGACUUACGUGCCACAUUCGCAUAGUCAAAAUGUACCUCAGCAGCUGGGACGGCAGGCGCAAGCACUUGCACCAACACCCGAAACCAGGAAGAGGAAGGCAACGGAAAACGAAAUGGAAGCGAGGAAGCGGCCAAGGACGCAGGAGGUGAUUGACCUUACGGUAGAUGACUGCAUUGCAGUCAACAACCCCUCCCCACCGAGUAGGAUGCCGACUUCCACGCCAUCCCAAGAACACAGAGCUCAGCAGCAGGGGGUGAAGCACCCUGCCAAUGGUGCAUUCAACGCAUCAACCGCCUCAAAUGCCUCAUCGAUCCCGCCUCAUGCAGUCACUCAAGCUACAAUUCAGGCGCCGACUCCAACGCCGAGGCCGUACGGCGACAACGCCUCUCAACACCUUGGACAGCAUGGCUACGCCGGCCCUGCAGCAUCGGCCACGCCGAAGAGAAAGGCAGACGACCAGGCACGAGAGGGAAUCAAACGCUUGAAAACACAGCAAAAUGUCGAUGGAUCAAUCAUCCCAGGCAACGCACCACCAUACAACGGAAUUAUGACACCCAUGAACUCUCAAAAUCGAAUCCCCUCUGCGCAAGAAGCGAGACACCCUAAGAAUCCCCCUCCGACCACAGCAGCCGCUUCAUCAGUUCCCUCGACGAACCCUGCCACUCAAUCGCCCUCUUUUUGGGGCCUCAGCAGCUAUCAACCCAACACCCAAACACGACGAUUACCCAGCGCCCUUCGGCCUCCAAAUGCGCAGACCACCACGCCAUAUAGGUCUCCGUAUAGUCCAGUCUCGCCAUAUCAGCAGAGUAGCUCGUUCAGUCCUGCUCCGCCAUCCAAUGCGUCCCUUCCGGCGCCAAUGAAUCCUUCUCCACCCUCCUUAUAUCCUAUCAUCUCGGAGACGGGCGAGAGCAAUAAUGCGCAGAAGGUCAACAGGAGAGGUUAUCAACAGCAGUACCAGCAGCAGCAGCAGCAACAUGGUCAAAUGCAUAACAAGCAGCUGCCGGCGCAAACUCCACGGCAACCGUCAAACUUUAGAACGCCCGUUGCUUAUCCCCCAACUCAAAUGUGGCAGAAUUACCAGGGAGUGCAGCAGAGUCGCCAAGCCGUGCAGCCAUCGUCGUCAUCUCGUGAGCGUCUUGAAGCUCGCAAUACAGUUGCCAAACACCCCAACGGCUCGGCGCCGCCCAGGCCAAAUCCCUCCACAGCUCCAGCGAAAACUCAAGGCGUCCCAAGUCAGGGUACGGGCCUGCAGACUACGGCCAAAACUCAGCCCAAGGCCAACGUGCCAAUGAAGCUCCCGCCUUUGAACCCAAAUCACCCGUUCAACACUGAUGUCAUACCACUCAGUGAGGAAAUCCCAUGCAUGGAUUGUGGGGGAACACAAGAUCAUAAAUACGAUUGUCACAUCGGAAAUGUCCAACCUAUGGCGAAGCCCAACUUCCUACAGCUGAGAGGAAUGGCUGCGCUUGUCGAACAGUUCGACCCUGAGCCUUGGCGUACACACCUGGGCGCUCCUCCGACGCCACCGCCCGAAGAUCACGAGACAAAGGUUGCCGGUAUGGCUGAGAUCCUCCGGAAUGAGGAUAGCUACAAGGACGAUCAGGAUCUCCAGGGCUUAUCGGACGAGGCUCUGCUAUUCCUUUGGGCGUUUAAGACGUCGGACAAGAUUGACUGUGAGAUUGUGUAUCCUGAGGGAGAUAUACGGCCUUGCAACGCCGGCACCAGCCCGGAGAAUACCGUCGAGGAUACCAUCGAGAAUCCGCUCGAGAAUCCACUCGAGAAUCCGCUCGAGGCCAUCAACGAAUGGGAUGUUAAGCUAUGUGCUUAGCAGUCAGGCCUUGCGAGUCCUCUCUGAGGAAGAAUGCAUGUUGGUUGGAUAGAAAUAUGGUUUAGAUGGCAUUGCGCAUACCGUCUCGGUUCGUGGCGCAGAGGACGCAGCCUGGG